GUGGCCACGCCUGCUUUGGCAAGUGUAGUGAGCAUAGUGGGUAGUGGUAACAGCAGUGGUAGCAGGGCCCUCCCUCUGUCUCUGCAGAUAAAUAUUCGCAGCCUGUCUAUGCCAGGCAUGGAUGACGGUUGCACUCAGACAUGGCACUGCGACAUUAUACUCUCGACUUCAACCUCUCUAUGGCAGCUGACUCUGCUUCGACAGUACCUGGCCUACUGUCCAUAUUUCAUGAGCAGGAAAUGACAGAGACUGUCCAUGAUACAAACGGGCAUGGAUACCUUGCUACUUUUGUAGGCAAGAAUGGCCGGCUUGUUAUUCUGCGUGUGCACUCCCAUGGGUUGGUCACCAUUGAUCUGCAGUGUUACGAAGAGGACAACAUUGCACAACUAGACAAUCUUUUAAAUGCACUGGAAAAGAAGCUAAAGGUUCUCUUAAAUGGCAAUAUUACCCGGGUUAAGAGGCUCCCAGCCCUCGUACGAGGGGCAAAAGUUGACCGAUACUGGCCCACAGCUGACGGCAGACUGAUUGAGUAUGACAUUGACCGGGUGGUGUACGAAGAAGAUUCUGCAUACCAAAACAUAAAAAUAUUGCACUCACAGCAGUUUGGAAACAUUCUAGUACUCAAUGGAGAUGUUAACCUGGCAGAGAGCGAUCUGGCCUACACCCAAGCCAUCAUAGGUAGCGGAAAAGAGAAUUAUGCUGGAAAAGAGGUGCUGAUAUUAGGAGGAGGUGAUGGAGGCAUCCUUGCUGAGGUGGUCAAACAAAAGCCAAAGAUGAUCACCAUGGUGGAGAUUGACCAGAAGGUGAUAGAUGGGUGCAAAAUGCACAUGAGAAAAACCUGCGGCAAUAUCCUUGACAACCUGAAGGGUGACUGUUACCAAAUACUAGUUGAGGACUGUGUCCCCGUGCUGAGGAAGUAUGUCCGGGAAGGACGGACGUUCGAUUACGUAAUUAAUGACCUCACUGCAGUUCCAAUAUCCACGGAGCCAGAAGAAGACUCAACAUGGGAGUUCCUGCGUCUCAUUUUAGAUCUGUCAAUUAAAGUCCUGCACCCCAGUGGGAAAUAUUUCACACAGGGUAACAGCGUGAAUCUGACAGAGGCACUGAGUCUGUAUGAAGAACAGCUGGGAAAGCUCUCUUGUCCUGUGGGCUUCUCCAAAGAGGUGGUGUGUGUGCCCUCCUACUUGGAGCUCUGGGUUUUCUACACCAUAUGGAAGAAGUGAAGACCUCCAGUUUUCUCUGCUUGAAUCCCCAGCAGCUGGAAUGUGAAAGCUUCCACUUCUUGUGCUUCUGCUGUAGCCUUAAGGGUGUGCUUAGACUGAACAUAACAUGAAAAUUACAGGCAACGUGAAAAGUACAGGUAACACAAACAAGUCUAAGUAGUUCAUACUUACACAGACACACUCCACACAUGCAGACAGACACACACGGCAGUCUAUGCCUAUUAUCUGUGAGCUACAGCUGUGGCUACAUCUGCACUGUAAUUGGCUGUUUUGGGUAAUAAGCAUGGAUUGCUAAACACUCCAGCAGUCAAGUUGGUGUGAAUAAAUCAAGAUUUAAAUUCACUUUACAUUCAGUCUGAACACAUCCGAAGGGGUACAAUGACAGGUUUAUUAUCCCCUAUCUAUUGACCCCAUUCUACCCUAAUCUUCCUUCUCUUACUUCUUUUUUUGGUUGUGUUUUACCAUUGUUUACUACAACUUAUAAGUUGUAUUUCAUUUGUGUUACUUGAUCUGGAAUGUCAGUUUGCAUGUACUCUGAAGGAUCUGUUAGAUGUUGAAACACUGAUUUGAUACACUGAUAAUGUGGUGUAACUCAUCCAACAACAAGUGUGUGUUCUCUCUUGUUUUCUUUAGUUUUUUUUUUUUUUUUUUUUUUUUCUUGAGUUACAAGCUCAAAUCGUGUGAUAGGCCAAUCUAUAGACUCAGCCCGGCUGAACUGAGUCACUUUAAGCUCUGUUUUUGUUACCGCCGCUCAAAUGUGAUUUGAUUCUUUCAGGUUGUAUCAAGGCAAUGUGAUCAUGCCCAGUGAGACUGAAGUGUUGAAGUCCAAAUGUGUUUUAAAAGGGAAACAAUUCCACCACUUUAAUGCCACCUCUGUGCUUGUGCUGUUUUUAUGUCAUGUUUUAUUAGCACCUUGGUUUCUCCUGAUAUAUUUUAAGUUUUUUAAGACUGUAUUAGGUGCAUGUAAAGGACAGUGAAUGUAGCUUGCAUAUACAGUACAAAGCACGUUUAUGCGUGAUCAACCCUGUGGGACUCAAUUACAUUUAUUUAUUCUAUAUAAUUUCACCAAAUGCUGUUCUGUCCCACUUGAGAUAAUUUUUUGACCAUCUACAAUUAAAAUGUUUAGGGGGGAAAA
Lates calcarifer (barramundi perch) is the source of this 2358-nucleotide messenger RNA. It is a transcript of the gene sms, whose product is annotated as spermine synthase. NCBI's taxonomy places the organism in Eukaryota, Metazoa, Chordata, Actinopteri, Centropomidae. The record is from RefSeq and is a predicted model, not a curated record. The transcript has 11 exons. The coding region runs from base 141 to 1223 and encodes 360 amino acids. Gene Ontology annotation, biological process: spermine biosynthetic process. Gene Ontology annotation, molecular function: spermine synthase activity.